Andrographis paniculata is the source of this 1633-nucleotide messenger RNA. RefSeq names its product calreticulin-like. Lineage: Eukaryota; Viridiplantae; Streptophyta; Magnoliopsida; Lamiales; Acanthaceae. The transcript has 14 exons. The coding region runs from base 16 to 1416 and encodes 466 amino acids. Gene Ontology annotation, molecular function: calcium ion binding. Gene Ontology annotation, cellular component: endoplasmic reticulum membrane; endoplasmic reticulum. The record is from RefSeq and is a predicted model, not a curated record. Gene Ontology annotation, biological process: protein folding.
AGACGGCGUCUGGAAAUGGGAUCACGCAGGCAUUGGGCCUAUAUAAACCCUUUGGUAGCAGAUCUGAGGUUUUCUGUGGCUUUAGUAGGGAACACAGUCAUGGCGAUAAUGCAGAGGAGAUUGCAUGUCGUUAGGCCGGGUUUUCUUUCUCUGGCCAUUAGCCUCUCUCUUGCCUUCGCUUGUGCCUCCGCGAAAGUGUUCUUUGAGGAGCGUUUUGAUGAUGGAUGGGAAAGUCGAUGGGUCAAAUCUGACUGGAAGAGAGAUGAGAACAUGGCUGGUGAAUGGAACCACACUUCCGGAAAAUGGAAUGGAGACUCUAAUGACAAAGGUAUCCAGACUAGUGAAGAUUAUAGGUUCUAUGCCAUUUCUGCUGAGUUCCCUGAAUUUAGCAACAAAGAUAAGACCUUAGUUUUCCAGUUCUCUGUCAAGCACGAGCAGAAGCUUGACUGUGGUGGAGGAUACAUGAAACUCCUAAGUGGUAACAUUGACCAGAAGAAAUUUGGUGGUGACACUCCAUACAGCAUCAUGUUUGGACCCGACAUCUGUGGGUAUACCACCAGAAAAGUCCACUCAAUUCUCACAUACAAGGGAACAAACCACUUGAUCAAGAAGGAUGUUCCAUGUGAAACAGACCAGCUGACUCAUGUGUAUACAUUUAUUCUCCGCCCUGAUGCUACUUACACAACUCUUAUCGACAAUGUUGAGAAGCAGUCUGGUAGCUUGUACUCUGAUUGGGAUAUUCUGCCUCCAAAGAAAAUCAAGGAUCCCAAGGCCAAAAAGCCUGAAGACUGGGAUGAUAAGGAAUAUAUUCCUGACCCUGAAGACAAGAAGCCAGAGGGUUAUGAUGAAAUCCCUAAGGAGAUUCCAGAUCCUGAAGCCAAAAAGCCGGAAGACUGGAAUGAUGAAGAAGAUGGUGAGUGGACUGCACCAACCAUUCCCAACCCUGAGUACAAGGGACCAUGGAAGCCAAAGGAAAUUAAGAACUCCAACUACAAGGGCAAGUGGGAAGCACCUUUGAUCGACAACCCUGAUUUUAAAGAUGACCCAGAACUCUAUGUAUACCCAAAUCUUAAGUAUGUGGGUAUUGAGUUGUGGCAGGUAAAGUCCGGUACCUUGUUCGACAAUGUCUUGUUGACUGAUGACCCCGAAUAUGCCAAGAAGCUAGCUGAAGAUACAUGGGGCAAGCAAAAGGAUGUGGAGAAGGCAGCUUUUGAAGAAGCAGAGAAGAAGAGUGAAGAGGAGGAAUCAAAGAAUGCUAAUGUCGAUUCUGAUGCUGAAGAUGCAGAUGAUGACUCUGACGAUGCUGAUGAUGCCAACGAUGUUGAUGAUGAUGAUGAUGAUGAUGCCAAAACAGACUCAAAAGGCUUAGAUGACCCUCUGGCUGAAGUCGACAGUGAUGCACAUGAUGAAUUGUAGGGUGUGGGCAUGCGAUGCUACCUAGAAAUCAAGCAAACAGCAGAUCAGAUCCCGAUAUUUUAUUUUUCUAAAUUUAGGAUUGAUUGCUUUAUUAAUAUGGUUGGAGAUAGCAAGCUGGCUUUGGCUGUGACUUGUUUCUUUGCUUGCAGGCUUCACAAUAGUUUCAGUCAAAACUCCUUGAGGAAUAAUAAAAGCUCUUUCGUAGUUUUCGUCGAAA